UAUUGCAUUUCUCAAUUAAUAUUUUUAUUCUUUGAUAACGUUAUUAUUUAUCAUGGUUAUAAUUCUAAUCAGUUUUUUGUAGUAAUUUAGUGAAUAAUAUUUACAAUUAGUGAGUUGUUAAUCAAUCAGUGUUUUUAUAUCCUAUUAUAUUGGCGAUUGCCAGGGUUACAUAUGUAGGUAGUUUAUAGAUAAUUAGGUAUUUUAAUUACAGCCGCUGUGUUUUACUGAUAUUGUUUCUUCGUAGAUAUGAAUAUCAAUAAAUAUGUUUUACAAACUCCACCAAGUUACUCCUGGUCAAAAAUAACAACUGAUAUGUUUUUAAAGUAAUGACAUUCACAUUUGAGUACUAGAAUAUACAACGAAAUGGCUCAACAAAACACUGAAGUUUCAUUGGAAAUUACCUGUGAAUUGGAACAAUCUGAAGAACUUGGUAUUAAACAAGAGUUAGAAAGAGAGGAGACAAAUAUAAUUGUACACAUUAAAAGUGAAGUUGAAGAAGAAACAGAAGAUGUUAACAAUCCAUUUGAAAACAUCCAAUUGGAAGUCAAGGAAGAAAUAAUUUCUCCAAAUUAUGAGAAAGAUAUGUCAACAAAUCCGUUGCAUAGUAAUAUAAUGGUGAAUUUACCAGUACUAUCUGAAGAUUUGGAAGGGUAUGAGGAUAUUGCGAAAAAUGAAAGAGAAGAAAAAGAGGAAACAGACAUAGAUAAUGAUAUGGAAGUGAAGGAAGAGGCUGGUGACAGUGGUGAUAUUGAUGAAUCUGUUGUAACAUAUGAUUACCCAUGUUUUGAUGAUGUCACCAGUAUGGACAGCAAUGAUGUAGCUGUUUUGGGUAAUGUAGAAACAUGUCUACAAGAGGAAAUUAAUAUAAAAUCUGAAACAGAUGGAACUCUUGAAGAUCACGAAAAAGAAAUAUUGGGAAAACUUAAUGUAAAAGAAGAAUCAGAGUUAACAGUUACAGAAACACAUUUGAUAUCUAACAAAUUAAUCAAUACUACAUCAACUAUAACAAAUCCGCAGGACGGAUUAAUUCAAUCACAAACUACCAAAACAUUAGUUAUGGAAAUUCUUCCAAUGUCUCAUGGUUCUGUUGCUUUAUCGAAAAUAGGUAACCCUGAAGAAAUAUUGCCUACAACAUAUGAUUCAAAUGAAUACAAUGACAUGUUUCAAUUAAAUUCCAUUACAGGGAAUGUACUGUCAUUAGAACAAGAGGCAUAUGAUCUAUUAAAAACAAAUACUAAACAGGGAAAUCUAAAAUUUUUUGCCUGUCCAAAAUGUCCUAAAACUGUGACAUCAUAUUACGCAUUGAAGAGACAUCUAAAUAUACAUGUAACUAUUGAAAAUAGAGCAUUGGGAAUUCUAAAAGGCCAAAAAACGAGGCAAGAAAAUUUUGAAAGGAAAUUGAAUGAAAGUUUGAUGAAGAGACUUAAUAUGAAGCAAGAAAAUCGUAAAAAGAAUAAAUCUAAAAUAAAUAAAGAGCGUCGAAAAAUAGUUAAAGUGGAAACUAAAUCAAGUCAAUCAAAAACAAAGUCAAAAAACCAAAGUAAUAAAACGGAAAGUAAAGCAGAAGAUAAAACUGAAAAAGUGACUCAAGUUGAUGUAAAAGUGAAGGAAUUAAAGAAAGAAGGAUAUGAAUGCACUUGUGGAAAGAUUUUCCGACGACGAAGUAGAAUGGAGACUUGUUUGCGGUCGCAUGAUCUAUAUCUAGAAACAAACACUCAUUUUCCAUGUUUGACUUGUAGGAAACAAUUUAGAGACAAAGAUGAAUUGGCGCUACAUAGAAAACGAUUACAUCGAAAGAAAUUCCCUUGCAAAUUCUGUCCAACAGAUUACAACACUAGAAAAGAGCUCUUUAAACAUUUGCAGGCACACCAAAAAGUUCAGCUUAUGGAAUAUAAAGUGAUAUCUGAAAUUGUGAAGGGGAAACAGAAGUUACGAUGUUUUAUGUGUGCAAAGACUUAUGCAGAACUGUCAGAGCUGAAAUCACACGUGAUGGAAGAUCAUAAAGAGCCUUAUAUUUGUCCCCAUUGUAAUAGUACAUUUUCUAAAAUAAUUGACUUUGGUAAUCAUACAAAAACUUAUCACCCAGAGGUGGAAGGUCAAUCUGUUCUGGAUGUGCUUGAAGCAUUCUCCAAGCUGGUUAAGGCCUGGAAAUGUGAGGAAUGUGGCCUACAGUUUCACGAGGCAGAUAAACUAGCUCUGCAUCAGAUUGAAAAACAUAGUAGUGACUCAAAAGCAAUUUUCCCAGAGUCUCAGUUCCAAUGUACCGAUUGUCGCCGCGUGUUCAUAAGUCAGAAAGGUUUAACUUCUCAUAGAAGAAUACAUCACAGCACAGAGACAAAAGAAGAGUCAGAGGAUUUGGUAAAGGGUGUCAUGUGUGUAGAAUGUCGAAAAAUUUGUCAAGAUAUGGAUGCAUUGAAUUCCCAUAUGCGUUUGCAUUCACCCGAUAGGAAAUAUCCAUGCAAAUUUUGCGAUUUCCGUUUCGCAACCCCUGAGAAGAGGAAAGCGCACGCUGAGUUACAUACGGGAGAUAUGAAAUAUGUGUGCUUUAUCUGUGAAUACCAGUGUACUUCAGAAAAUCGGCUGAAACAACAUAAAUUGUCGGUAAAACAUUCAAAUAUGAAGGAAUUUCUACUUACAGGCAUACCUUUGAUUGAACAAACGCAAUCGACUUCAAAGGUUGAGAGUGUCAAAAAGAGAAAGAAAGAAAAAGAUAGUAGAAAAGAAGAUGAUAGUACAUCCAGUGAUGUAGAAGUACCGUGUGACAUUUGUGGUGAUAAUUUUAGUUCUGAAAAAGAAAUGUUAGAACAUAAACAGACGCACCCGUUCAUAGAAUUUCCCAAUGACGAUACGCCUACUAGAAUAUUUUUCAAAUGAACUCGCCUAUGUAUAGAUGGACCUCCUUAUUCAUAACUACAAACUAUUGAACUGUUUUUUCUCUUUCUCAAAGUUCAAAAAUGGCAUAUUAAAUUUUGUUUUAGGCCCAUAGCGAGCAAGUUUGCUUGUUUGCCACAAUUUUGGCAUUAAAAUAUGUCAGAGGAAGACAAAACUGUUCAAUAACAUAACAAGUUUGUUUUUGUGAAUUGGGAGUUAUUAUUGAAUUAAUAAAGACUGGUGACUUUGUGACUUACUAUAUACUAUUUUGUUUGCAGUUUGUUAAUUUUGUUUGUUAUUUAGUUCCACAUUACACAAACUUGUAAAACACCAAUAAACUAAGUUAAUAUACAAUGUUGUAAUUAGUGUAUAUAUUUUAAAAUAAUAUUAUAAAAACCUGUACUUACAAAAACUCCCAUCCCAAAAAGCAGACAAAAGUUACAGGUAAUAAAAUGUAGUUUAAAUAUAUUACAAGAAACAUUUUUUAUUGUAAAAUUAUACAAAUGGCAUAAUAAGUGAAUAAUGAGUAAUAUUUUCAAAUUAGCUGUUUGGUAAAUUUAUUUUAAUAAAUAUAUACCAACAUUGUUAACAUACAGAAAAAUUAAGAAAUUAAGAGAAACUUAUUUUUUCUUAUGUACCCGAGCCUGUAAGCCUUAAUUUUAUAAACACUUAAGUCUAAUAUUCGACUUAAGUGUCGUAGCAACUUCCAAAUUGUUGUACACUAUUAUACUUACGAAAUUUCUUUUAAUAUUCGUUUAUAUUUUUGAAAUAGUCUUUUCAAAAAU
This is a messenger RNA of Achroia grisella, 3656 nucleotides long. Its product is annotated as zinc finger protein 271-like. Bases 364 to 2874 code for a protein of 836 amino acids. The transcript has 3 exons. The record is from RefSeq and is a predicted model, not a curated record. NCBI's taxonomy places the organism in Eukaryota, Metazoa, Arthropoda, Insecta, Lepidoptera, Pyralidae.